Molecule: messenger RNA, 1902 nt
Organism: Suillus clintonianus
Lineage: Eukaryota; Fungi; Basidiomycota; Agaricomycetes; Boletales; Suillaceae
Product: ENTH-domain-containing protein
Exons: 6
Coding region: 121-1716 (531 amino acids)
Biological process (GO): actin filament organization; endocytosis
Cellular component (GO): plasma membrane; endosome; clathrin vesicle coat
Molecular function (GO): phospholipid binding; clathrin binding
Source: RefSeq, a predicted model, not a curated record
UUCCAUUACGUUCAGCAUCCCCACCGACCACGAUCCGCUCCGUGCUCACUUCUCUAUUCAACUAAAACAAAGGCUUGAUAGUAUACAGAACGUCCAUUCUGCAAGUCACGAUACCGCGCAAUGUCGUUUCAGCACUUUGGAAAGGGUGCCCUCCGUGUGGCCAAAAAUUAUACCAAGGGUUACUCAGACACGCAGGCAAAAGUUCGGGACGCCACAUCUAAUGAUCCAUGGGGGCCAUCGGGAACUCAGAUGAACGAGAUCGCUCAGAUGUCAUACAAUCAGAAUGACUUCGUCGAGAUCAUGGAAAUGCUUGAUAAAAGGUUGAAUGAUAAAGGCAAGAAUUGGCGACAUGUAUUCAAGUCACUCACCGUGCUGGACUACCUCCUACACGCUGGUUCCGAAAAUGUUGUCCUAUAUUUCCGCGACAAUUUAUACAUCAUAAAAACACUCAAGGAAUUCCAAUAUGUGGAUGAAGAUGGGAAAGAUUGUGGUGCCAAUGUCCGCCAGAAAGCCAAGGACAUCUCCAAUCUUCUCAGCGACCCUGCGCGUUUACAGGAGGAGCGCCGGACUCGGGCAAGUAUGCGCGACCGAAUGAUCAAAGGGCAAGGCAAUGGUUAUGGAGAAGAUGACGAAGAUGGUGGAAGGAGCAGCUACGCACCUCCACCUGGAACGCCACCACCACGGAAGGCCAACCGUGGCCCCAAUCGCGAUGAAGACGAGCUCCGUAAGGCAAUCGAAGCAUCGAAAAAGUCUCUUGCGGAGGAACAGGGUCGGAAAGCUGAAGAGACUGACCUUGCCACCGCAAUACGAUUAAGUGAGGAAGAGGAGGCGAAAAGACAUAAGGCCGUUGAAGACUCAAACGCUGAUUCGUUAUUCGAUGACCAAGCGCAAAUAUCCUCACCAAACGGUUCCAACAGCAACAAUCCCUUUCCUUUUAUCGACCCUACUCCAUAUGCAACCGGCUUGCUUCCCCAGGCCCAGAUGCAACCGCAGUACACUGUUCAGCCUCAAUACACGAUGCAACCACAGUUUACAUCAUUUAACCCAUACCAGCAGCAAGCACAGCAGGAAGCAAUGCAGGCAGAGUAUCUGAGGCAACAACAAGAGUGGCUUCGUCAACAACAAGAAGCCCAAGCUCAGCAAUUAGCCCAAGCCCAGCAAUUAGCCCAACAAACGGCGCAGGAGGAGUGGUACCGACAGCAACAACUCCAAGCUCAACAGCAGCAGCAGCAGCAGCAGCAACAAGCCUUAUUCGCGCAGCCGACUGGAUUCGGUUCUAAUAAUCCCUUCGCUCCUGCUUCUUCGCCCAUUCCAGUAUCAUCUGGGACACCUGUCAAUGGCAUCUCUGGACCAUCGUUUAAUCUUCAAGGAACAUACUCCAAUUCGAAUGCACCUUCUUACAGCUCUUCACCUGUGCCCUCACAAGUAUCAGCAUCAACACCUUCCCCGGGCAUCGGCACAUCUACGGGUGCAGGUGCGGGUCGUGGGGGUCCCAGUCGGGCAGAUCAAGAGCACUCGCAACUCGCAAAUCUGUUUGCUAACCGCGACGAUGGACAAGAUACAUUCGGAAAUGUUGGUGCACUGCGCUACGGGCAAACGCAAGCUGGUCAGCUGGCGGCACAGAAGACAGGAUUUGGGGCAAAAAAUAAUCCCUUCCAAUCAGUGCAGCAGCAGCAACAGGGUCAGAACGCAGACCAGCCAUUUUUCUCUAUCUAAGAGGGGCGGAUGGGUGGACGGUGUAAUGUUGAUUUAUCGCUGGAUGAUGACUUGGUUUGUGAAUUUCUUUUUUUUCCCGUUUGUUCCUGCGUGCCUCGGAUUUCUGCUGUUGUAUUUAUUACCUCUCUUCUUUACUUCCUGUGAAAUUUCCCGAUACCAAAUUUUACACUUCUGACAUUGUGCUCA